This is a messenger RNA of Olea europaea var. sylvestris, 879 nucleotides long. RefSeq lists its product as uncharacterized. The coding region runs from base 61 to 393 and encodes 110 amino acids. The record is from RefSeq and is a predicted model, not a curated record. NCBI's taxonomy places the organism in Eukaryota, Viridiplantae, Streptophyta, Magnoliopsida, Lamiales, Oleaceae. The transcript is spliced from 2 exons.
UGUUGGCUGUUUUUGACAAGAUGGUGGCGAAGAGCCCUCAAGAAUUGCAGGGCCCACAAAAUGAAUCCGUUUAUGCAAUCAAAGAUGGGUUUUUGGGAACCCAUUUUUCAUUACUAUACUCUUCUUCUUCAUCUGUUGUACUUAAUCUUGCUUCUUCAGGCCUCAUGGCUUAUUCUUCUGAUAGGCAAAAUCCGCUCCUUCCGAGUUGUAGACGACAUAUUCUGUUUGUUCGAAGGCCACAUUGAGAAUGUUGCACAUCUUAAACAGCAAUACGUGUUGAACAGGACUGCAAAUGAAGUGAUCACUGUUAUCGAGACUUACAGGAUCUCGUUGAACUUAAAUAUAUCUGGUACAGGAUGCGGAUGGGAGUGUACCUUUCUUCUGGGGAACUGAUUCUGAGGGUCACCUCGUUCUCUCCAAUAACUUUGAAGUUAUGAAGCAAGGCUGCGGCAAAUCUCUUGCUUCAUUUCCCAAAGGUACUGCUUUCUUAAAUCCAUCAAAUGAAGAAUACAUCUAAAAUGGCAUGAAUAUCUUAAUUGUAUUUCUCUUUAUUCGAUUGAAUAUUCCAAAAUUUACCGCCUUUCCUUCAGGAUGCUUUUUCACCUCUUCUGAAGGUCUUUCUAGUUAGAGCAUCCCGUCAGUGAGUUGGAAAUCAGUGCCAAGAGUGGAUAGUUAGGGUGAGGUAUGUGGUGCAACCUUUUAAGGUAGACACAGAGUUGAAGUGAUGCAAAAAAUAUUUCCCUUGUGGCCAGGAACGGAUCUAGCCACUCGAGUGAGCUGGGGUGGAGCGUCGAACGGUCAUUCAGUGAUCGUCCAAUAUAGCUAGAUUGUUUAUUAAUAUUUAAUUAAUUUAUAUUAAAAGAAUCUUCAAUCAUUAUA